UGGGUAGCCUUUAAAUGUGUAUAUAUGGCAUGUUGAACAAGAAGCAGAAAGACAUAGUUAUUCUUUAUGGACCCAAGAAUCUCUUUUUCCAAUGAUUUUGCAGAAGCCCAGAUGGGUAUCAAGAGUGAAAGCAACUACAGAGAAGCACCAGUUUCUUCAGAAUUUCAAUUCUCUGUGAAGAAGUACAGAAUGAUAGCAGCUGAUGAGGUGAUCUUUAAGGGCAUGUUGGUGCCUGUGAAGGAGAAUUGCACUAAGAUGAUGACUCUAAGAGAUGAACUACUUGUUGAUGACGAGGAUGAGGAGGAGGAUGCAUUGUCAAAGCUACCAAAGAAUUCAUGGUGGUGGAAGGAAAGGUUGGGCUUAAAGAAGUCCAAUGAUAAGAAAUAUUACUGUGCUCCACCAAAAACCACAGUAGUAGAAAAUCCAUGUACCAAGAAGGCACGAACGAUGUAUCUGUCCAACGGCCAAUUAUAUAAGUCUUUUAUGAAGCACCAUCACUUUUUUUUUCUGUUUUAUGCUCAUUAACAUCUCAAGUGAUUGGGAAAUAUAUAAUCUCAUUUAAUCACUUGACGAUGGUUUAAUUGUUUAUCUCCCAAAACUUAAGGUGUACGAUGCCAAAGAUAAGUGGUGUAGACUGUUUUUGAAGUCCGAAAUUUAUGCCUACUCAACUCAACUUAUUUGAAGAGCAUGUUGGGGCUGGAUUGAUUCGCUGCUUCUUUGGUUACCAAAUAAAAGAAUCUCCCCGUUGAUUUCG
This is a messenger RNA of Tripterygium wilfordii, 754 nucleotides long. RefSeq lists its product as uncharacterized. The record is from RefSeq and is a predicted model, not a curated record. NCBI's taxonomy places the organism in Eukaryota, Viridiplantae, Streptophyta, Magnoliopsida, Celastrales, Celastraceae. The transcript has 2 exons. The coding region runs from base 67 to 525 and encodes 152 amino acids.